UGACGCGUGCCUUCCACCACCAACUUACUACAUACAGACAGCAAGACUGAUAAAGGUCGUCCCUCAGCCUUUCCACCCUUCUCACGAAGUUCAAACAACUGAAUUUCGUUUUUGGUGGGCAGCCUUCGGUGCCAGUGAUCGAUUCGGAACACACCACGGUAUCUCAGGCAGCAUCAUGGCCUCCCGCAUCAACUUGAUCCAAUCGCAGCGCGGUUUGGCCGCACAAGCGGCCACCCAAGCGGCCAAGCGCACCGCCUCUCAACUCGGACCCGUGGCUCAGUCCACCCAGCUCUCCUCCGGUGUUACCGUGGCCGCCGUGGACGUGCCCUCCCCCCUGGUUCACUUAGGUGUGGCGGUUAAAUCGGGCAGUCGUUAUGAGACUUAUGAAAACCAGGGUGUGGCUAAUGCCAUGCGUGUGGCAUACGGAUUGUCCACUCAAAACAUGGGUGCCGUAACGCUCAAUCGUAGUAUUGGUCAAAUGGGGACGAGCUUGAUGGUCGAACAAGACCGAGAAUACACGCUGUUUAAAACCGUGGUCUUACGGGACAAGGCCCCAGAAGCUCUGGACUUUCUUUUGGAGUCGGUGGCCCACCCCAAGUUUAAGCCUUGGGAGAUCAAUGACCAAGUGUUUGACUUGAAGGAUCAACUCCUGCCCACGAAUCCUUCGUUCAAGCGGUACUUCACCCGUCUUGAGGUCGAUUUGGCGUUGGCUACCCGGAAGGAUCGAGUAGUGGACUUGCUCCAUAAAGCAGCUUAUCGACAAGGUUUGGGCAAUUUCCGUUGGGCUCAGAAGUUUGCCCUGGGUCGACACGACUCGGCCAUGUUGAAGGCGUUCCACAGCCAAACCGUGACCGCCCCUCGUACCUCGGUCUUGGCCGUCGGGCUCGAUGUGGAGACAUUGGCUUCCAUGAGCCAAACGUUGAGCUUGGAAAGCGGUUCAGGCCCAUCCAAUCAGGCUCAAUACUACGGUGGUGAGCAACGUGAAGAUGACUUGGGAAACCAGACCGUGGUGGCUUUGGCUGGCCAGACUUGUGGCUUCUCCGGUAAGGAAUCGGGUGCCAAUAUGGUCUUGGCUCAUAUCCUCUCAAGUCAGUCGAUUAAGCGAGGCUUGGGCGUGGGAAAACUGGACAAAGCCGUGGGUGAAAUUGCGAAGGUCAGCCUGGUUCAGCAUGUGUACACCGAUAGUGGUCUCUUGGGCGCUUUGAUCGAAUGCCACCCCAACCAAGCUGGCGAAGCGAUUUCCUCGCUUGCCGCUACUCUGCGAUCGGGAGAUGUGACCGCUGAGGAGGUGAAUGCCGCCAAAGCAACUCUUUUGACGAACUCGCUGUCCUAUUUGGAAUCAGGGGCCAAUCGCUUGAGGAGCAUGGGAUGGCAAACGGCUGCCUUGGGAUCCACGAGCGUGUCAGGAGAAGAUGCCUUUGCCACUAUGAUCCAGUCUGUGUCGGUGGGCGAUGUCCAGGCUGCGGCAAAGAAGCUGUCAAGUGGGAAACUCUCCAUGGGAGCUGCGGGUAACCUGUCGCAAGUGCCCUAUUUGGAUACCUUGUAAAAUAAUGCUAGCCCACAUCGUUUUGCAUUAUCCAUUUGAAAAUAAGUCUCUUCCAUGUUCUAAUCUACAAAGGGUCCCGAACAAGACUCUUGUUGUGAUGAUGGGCGUGGAUAAGAUUACAUGAAACUUCUACUUUUGUUUGUUCAUUUAGCUCUGAGAAAAGUUAUUACGCGAAAGAUAACCAUGGAGACAGAUGUGUUCGGGAUGACUUCCUGCCUAAUGCGAAACAACAGAACACUUACUCGCUUUGGUUUUGUCAACUACCACAAAAACAUGUGUUGACUUGGAAAUACAUAAAUAUAUCCCUUUUG
Messenger RNA from Tigriopus californicus, 1857 nucleotides. RefSeq names its product cytochrome b-c1 complex subunit 2, mitochondrial-like (gene UQCR-C2). Bases 176 to 1546 code for a protein of 456 amino acids. Gene Ontology annotation, molecular function: metal ion binding. The record is from RefSeq and is a predicted model, not a curated record. The transcript is spliced from 5 exons. Gene Ontology annotation, cellular component: mitochondrion. Lineage: Eukaryota; Metazoa; Arthropoda; Copepoda; Harpacticoida; Harpacticidae.